Messenger RNA from Budorcas taxicolor (takin), 5799 nucleotides. RefSeq names its product tetratricopeptide repeat, ankyrin repeat and coiled-coil containing 1 (gene TANC1). Gene Ontology annotation, cellular component: glutamatergic synapse. The transcript is spliced from 27 exons. The record is from RefSeq and is a predicted model, not a curated record. The coding region runs from base 227 to 5758 and encodes 1843 amino acids. Gene Ontology annotation, biological process: regulation of postsynapse organization. Lineage: Eukaryota; Metazoa; Chordata; Mammalia; Artiodactyla; Bovidae. Gene Ontology annotation, molecular function: protein binding.
GGAGGAGAGGCAGCCGCGGAGCGCUGAGCUGGCCGCGCCCCGAGGCCCGGCCCUGGGGGUGGGUAACCGCGCCAAGGAGCUGGAAACUUUCCCGCAGUUCUCGUCCCGUCUUGGUGUAGUCGCCUGAUCCAGAGGAACUUUUGGGGUGCCCCCUGAGUGAGACAGCUGCUCUCUGUUGCCAGCAAGUGGAGUCUGGGGUGAGGCAAGAAGCAAAGGAGUGUUGAAAAUGUUAAAGGCUGUGCUGAAGAAGAGCCGAGAGGGAGGAAAGGGAAGCAAGAAGGAAACAGGAGGUGACUUUGGUCCAGAGACUUCCCCUCCAGUCCUGCCGCCUGGCCAUGGCGGUGAGUUUCCUGUGAGCAGCCUUCCAGUGGCAGAGGAUGCCUACAGGAUGAGCUUGGCUAAAGGCGUCUCCAUGUCUCUGCCUUCAUCACCUCUGCUGCCCCGACAGUCUCACUCUGUGCCGUCAAGGUCAACCAAAAAGUCCCCAGGUCCUGUCAGGAAGCCCAAGUAUGUGGAAAGCCCCAGAGUGCCUGGAGAUGCAGUCAUAAUCCCGUUCCGAGACGUGCCCAAGCCAGCAGAGCCCAGUGAGAAUGAAGCAAAGGCCGAUAAUGAACCGAGCUGUUCGCCGGCAGCUCAAGAACUGUUGACAAGGCUGGGAUUUUUACUGGGAGAAGGGAUCCCAAGUGCCACACAUAUAACCAUUGAAGAAAAAAAUGAAACCAUGUGCACAGCCCUGAGCCAAGGCAUCAGCCCUUGCUCCACUCUUACAAGCAGCACCGCCUCUCCCAGCACCGACAGCCCCUGCUCAACCUUGAACAGCUGUGUCAGCAAGACGGCAGCCAACAAAAGUCCCUGUGAGACCGUUAGCAGCCCUAGUUCCACCCUGGAAAGCAAGGACAGUGGAAUUAUAGCCACAAUUACAAGUUCAUCGGAAAAUGAUGACCGGAGUGGCUCCAGUUUGGAAUGGAAUAAGGACGGAAGCCUAAGGUUAGGGGUACAAAAGGGAGUGCUCCAUGACCGCAGGGCAGAUAAUUGCUCCCCAGUGGCAGAAGAGGAGCCCCCUGGGCCAGCGGAGAGUGUGCUGCCCAAAGCCGAAGCCUCAGUUGGAGAUGGUCCGGUCCCUUAUUCUCAGAGCUCCAGCUCGCUAAUAAUGCCACGGCCCAACUCAGUUGCAGCAACGAGCUCAACCAAAUUGGAAGACCUGAGUUAUUUGGACGGACAGAGAAAUGCUCCCCUCCGGACAUCCAUUAGGUUACCGUGGCACAGUACGGCUGGAGCUCGAUUUGCUCCCUACAAGCCACAAGACAUUUUGUUGAAACCAUUGUUGUUUGAAGUACCAAGCAUAACCACAGACUCUGUGUUUGUGGGAAGGGAUUGGCUCUUUCACCAGAUAGAAGAAAACUUGAGGAACACAGAACUCACAGAAAACAGAGGCGCGGUGGUUGUUGGAAACGUGGGCUUUGGGAAGACGGCUAUCAUUUCUAAGUUGGUGGCGCUGAGCUGCCACGGAAGCCGCAUGAGGCAGAUCGCUUCCAACAGCCCCAGCUCAUCAACGAAAACUUCAGAUUCCUCCCAGGAUGUUCCUUUCACUCCACUGCUUUCACCAAGUUCUACAAGUGGUCCUGGUGCGGCCAAAUCCCCCCCAGUGUCUGGGUCUGAUGCUUCUGAGAACCGGAGACCACGAGAGGAUGCAGUGAAAUACCUGGCUUCUAAGGUCGUGGCCUACCACUACUGCCAGGCCGACAACACCUACACGUGCCUGGUGCCCGAGUUCGUCCACAGCAUCGCGGCCCUGCUCUGCCGGUCCCACCAGCUGGCCGCCUACCGGGACCUGCUGAUAAGGGAGCCCCAGCUCCAGAGCAUGCUGAGCCUCAGGUCCUGUGUGCAGGACCCGGUGGCCGCCUUCAAGCGGGGCGUGCUGGAGCCACUCACAAGCCUGAGAAACGAGCAGAAAAUUCCUGAAGAAGAAUACAUUAUUUUGAUAGAUGGCUUAAAUGAAGCUGAAUUUCAUAAACCUGAUUAUGGAGAUACGCUUUCUUCGUUUAUUACCAAGAUUAUUUCUAAAUUCCCUGCUUGGUUGAAGUUGAUUGUGACUGUAAGAGCCAAUUUCCAGGAAAUCGUCAGCGAGCUGCCAUUUGUCAAGCUGUCCUUGGAUGACUUUCCGGACAAUAAGGACAUCCACAGCGACCUGCACGCCUACGUCCAGCACAGGGUCCACAGCAGCCAGGACAUCCUCAGCAACAUCUCACUGAACGGCAAAGCCGAUGCCGCACUCAUCGGCAAAGUCAGCAGCCACCUGGUUCUGCGGAGCCUCGGCUCCUACCUGUACCUCAAGCUCACCUUGGACCUCUUCCAAAGGGGACACCUGGUCAUCAAGAGCGCCAGCUACAAGGUGGUGCCUGUGUCUCUGUCCGAGCUCUACCUGCUGCAGUGCAACAUGAAGUUUAUGACCCAGUCUGCUUUCGAGAGAGCACUUCCCAUUUUAAACGUGGCCCUGGCGUCCCUCCACCCCAUGACGGAUGAGCAGAUCUUCCAGGCGAUCAACGCCGGCCAUGUCCAAGGGGAGCAGGGCUGGGAGGACUUCCAGCAGAGGAUGGAUGCCCUCUCCUGCUUCCUCAUCAAGCGGCGAGACAAAACCCGCAUGUUCUGCCACCCAUCCUUCAGGGAGUGGCUCGUGUGGAGAGCAGAUGGCGAGAACACAGCCUUCCUGUGUGAGCCCAGGAAUGGGCACGCUCUGCUGGCGUUCAUGUUUUCGCGACAGGAGGGCAAGCUGAACCGCCAGCAGACCAUGGAGCUUGGCCAUCACAUCCUGAAGGCACACAUUUUCAAGGGCCUAAGCAAAAAGACGGGAAUCUCUUCAAGCCACCUCCAGGCCCUGUGGAUCGGGUACAGCACCGAGGGGCUGUCCGCGGCCCUGGCCUCUCUUAGGAAUCUCUACACUCCCAAUGUGAAGGUGAGCCGUCUCCUGAUUUUAGGAGGGGCCAACGUGAACUACAGGACCGAAGUGUUAAAUAAUGCCCCGAUCCUGUGCGUCCAGUCUCACCUUGGCCAUGAGGAAGUGGUCACUCUGCUUCUGGAAUUCGGCGCCUGCUUGGAUGGCAUGUCAGAGAAUGGCAUGACUGCCCUCUGCUACGCGGCCGCUGCAGGCCACAUGAAGCUGGUGUGUCUGCUGGCCAAGAAGGGGGCAAGGGUGGACCACCUGGAUAAGAAAGGCCAGUGUGCGCUGGUCCACAGUGCACUGAGGGGCCACGGCGACGUUCUCCGCUACCUGCUGACCUGCGAGUGGUCGCUGGGCCCGCCCCAGCCCGGCGCGCUGAGGAAGAGCCAAGCCUUGCAGCAGGCGCUGACGGCGGCCGCCAGCAUGGGCCACAGCUCGGUGCUCCAGUGCUUGCUGGAACUGGAAAAGGAACAUGAAAUAGACGUCAAUGGCACCGACACGCUGUGGGGAGAAACAGCCCUGACGGCCGCGGCUGGACGAGGCAAGCUGGAGGUCUGUGAGCUGCUGCUGGAGCGUGGAGCUGCUGUGUCUCGGACUAACAGGAGAGGGGUCCCUCCACUGUUCUGCGCGGCACGCCAGGGGCAUUGGCAGAUUGUUAGGUUGCUGUUGGACCACGGCUGUGACGUGAACCUAAGUGACAAGCAGGGCCGGACGCCCCUCAUGGUGGCUGCUUGCGAAGGGCACCUGAGCACCGUGGAAUUUCUCCUUUCAAAAGGUGCCACCCUUUCUUCUCUGGACAAGGAGGGUCUGUCGGCAUUAAGCUGGGCAUGUCUGAAAGGUCACAGGGCUGUUGUCCAGUUCCUAGUGGAGGAGGGAGCCGAGAUCGACCAGACAGACAAGAACGGCCGCAGCCCCUUGGACCUGGCCGCCUUCUACGGCGACGCGGAGACCGUGCUGUAUCUGGUGGACAAGGGGGCUGUGAUUGAGCACGUGGACCACAGCGGUAUGCGGCCCUUGGACAGAGCCAUCGGUUGUCGGAACACAUCCGUAGUGGUUACGCUGCUGAGAAAAGGAGCCAAGUUAGGAAAUGCUGCCUGGGCGAUGGCUACUUCCAAACCUGAUAUUUUGAUUAUACUUUUACAGAAAUUGAUGGAGGAAGGAAACGUGAUGUACAAAAAAGGGAAGAUGAAAGAGGCAGCCCAAAGGUACCAGUACGCCUUAAGGAAGUUUCCUCGAGAAGGAUUCGGAGAGGACAUGAGACCAUUCAAUGAGCUAAGAGUUUCCCUCUAUCUCAAUCUGUCUCGCUGCCGAAGGAAAACAAACGACUUCGGCAUGGCGGAAGAGUUUGCUUCCAAGGCCCUUGAGUUGAAACCAAAGUCCUACGAAGCCUUUUAUGCCAGGGCCAGAGCCAAGAGAAGUAGCAGGCAGUUCGUGGCUGCCCUGGCUGACUUGCGGGAAGCAGUGAAGCUCUGUCCCACCAACCAGGAGAUCAGGCGGCUCCAGGCCCGCGUGGAGGAGGAGUGCAAGCAGCUCCAGAGGAGCCAGCAGCAGAAGCAGCAGGCACCCCCGCCUGCCCCACCCACCGACUCGGACAACGAGGAGUAUGCCCCGACGCCCGGCCUGAACGACCACUUUCACCUUGAGGAGGCUGAAGAGGAGGAGACGUCGCCACCAGAAGAAGCCAUUUCCCUCGCUCCCAGGCCCCCGCCAUCCUCGUCCGUACCCUCCCCGUACAUCCGAAACCUUCAGGAAGGGCUCCAGCCCAAGAUAAGGCCCGUGUCGCCACUGCAGAGUCGGCCGGGGGCCGGAAAGGCCCUGAGGGAGGCGGUGGCUCAGCCGGGGCUGACGGUGCAGCCCACCAAGCAGGCGCAGAUCGUGAAGACCAGCCAGCACCUGGGCUCCGGACCUGCGGGUGUGAGAAACGGCAGCUCGAAGACGCAGGUCUCUCCGCUGAAUCCUCCCCCGAGCCCCAUGCCCGGAAGACUGCCCACUGCCCCCGCCGGUAGCAGAAGCCUGCAUCUGGAGGGAGCAGCCUCGGGUCCCUUCGGCGACCGGCUGGGGCCCAGCCCCGCAAUCCACCUGCAGCACAGUGAGGGCGACGCUGCGUAUCCUUUACCAAGCAAGAUAAAAAGUGCAGAGAGGCUUCUGUCUCAUGCUGCCGUGGCUGUGGACGUGGUCCCUUUAAACCCAGGGGGGCCAGUGAGCUGCAGCGACACCCGACACCCGACUUCCCUCAGUAGUUCAGGCUCUUCCGGUUCUCCAUCAAGCAGCAUCAAGAUGUCAAGCUCCACCAGUAGUUUGGCUUCAAGCAGCAGUUUCUCGGAUGGCUUCAAAGUUCAAGGACCAGAUGCUCGAAUUAAAGACAAGGUUGGUAGCCAGGUUCCGAGUGGCACAGCUGAGCACAGACCUCGCAAUACUCCAUUCAUGGGCAUCAUGGAUAAGACCGCGAGGUUCCAGCAGCAGAACCAUCCGCCUGGCCGCACCUGGCACUGUGCAGUGCCAGAGGGGCUGCUGACGAGCGCGCCUUCUGCAGCUGGCCUGCAGGCCUCGAACUCUGAGAAGCCCUCUCUCAAGCAAGCCAAAGCCUGCCCUGGGUCUACCCUGGGUGGAGGUGUCCACAACGGGGCCCAGGUGAAGGAGCUAGAAGAAAAGAAGUGCCAAAUGCCAGCCCACUGUCAGGACAGCAGGGUAACUAAGACCAUUUCACAUCUGUAUCAGGAAAGUAUGUCUAAACAGCAGUCUCAUAUCAGCAGUGAAGCCCACAGGAGUCACCUCCCUUCAGCAAAACCAAAGCGAUCAUUCAUAGAAUCAAAUGUGUGAGCCUUAAGAGAGAGACCCAUUUGUAGUAUUUGGAAGACAGU